AUGAUUGGCAGGCGUAGAAACUGCCUCGUGAACAUCAUUAAGCAGAACGACCUCCCUCAACUCCGUCAAUUUAUCACCUUAUGCUCUCCCAACGAUAUCAUCGCCCCUGGGACACCCUACUUGGAGGACACCUUGUUCAAUGCGGCCUCGUACGGCAGCCCCGAGGCUCUUCAUAUCAUCUUGGAGGUGUACGCUGCGGCCCCAGAGGUUAUUAAGAGGUUCAAUCCCAAGUUCCGUCUGCUACUCGACGCAUGCGGCGCGGCAAAUAUUGACGUGGUACGCUUUAUUUUGGACAUCCAUGAUAGUCCAGAUAAUCGGUUACUGUUCGGGUCGGUAGACUUGCACCAGAGAGAUGACUCCGGAGAUACACCGAUCCUUGCGGCUACGGGGUCGCUGAUGUAUCUUGAUAUAGUCGCCGAUGAAGUAGAGAUUCGGAAUCGGAUUAUGCGGGGUCAUCAGUUGAUUAAUCUCCUUCUCGACCGGGGCUGUUUAGCGACAGAUGUUAUUCCGCCUUUGCCAAAUGAUCUCUCCCCCUGCGGAAGUCAGGUACAAGACAGUGUGCUUGGGCUUGCUGUGUCAAGGGCCAAUGGUCGAUUAAUUCAACGGCUCAUUGAUUCCGGUGCCGAUAUCUACCUUAAGCAUCAACACUUCCAUCAUGCUAGGGUGCCGUUGCAGUCUAGAUUCGCUAAGGGUCGGGGUCACGCGUAUGAUGUCACGGCGCUUCAUCUAGCAAGCUUAUUCUACAACGCUGAUGCUGUUAAAUUGCUUUUGGACCAUCAAAAUUAUAACAACAAUGCCAACCCUGAGCUGAUUUCCUCCUGUGACAGUGAUGGGCGACUCCCACUGCAUUGGGCAGCUAGUGGCCCUGGGGGAUUUCAUUGUAGAUUCCUGAAUGAGCAGCCCAGAAUCACAGGGACUCUUCGACUACUCCUCGACCAUGAUUGUACUGAUAUCAACCUUGUUGACAGCACUGGGUCCACGCCGCUACACUAUGCUGCUAUGUGCGCUUAUAGCCAACACACUGAGGUUGUUAUCCGCACUUUACUCGAAUACAGGGCUGACCCUCGUAUCCCCGAUGGCUCCGGAUGUACCAUCCUACAUAUUUUAGGGUACCACUCCCAUCAAGGUGACCCGGUUAAAACUAUGCUGCUGGGUUUAAUCCUAUCACACGGUGCCGAUAUAAAUCAUGCCGAGAAUAACGGGAAAACGGCAUUGCACGUCUUUGCUCAGAAUUUGCGGCAGGUCUCAGCGGCAAAGUUCUUAAUUGAGAAUGGGGCGAAUUUCCGGGCUCGGAAUAGUCUCCGGGAGACGCCCUUUCAUACGGCAGCGCGGGGGUUUUUGAAUGAUCAUAUACGCCGUGAUGGGAAAGAUGACGAAGUGACAACUACGAACAAGAUCAGACUUCAGGAUGAGAUAAUGCGUGCUCUGAAGGAGGCUGCCGGGGAGGAUAGUAUUAUGUUGAUGAGCCAACCAAAUGCAGAGAGCAAAACCCCGCAGGACUUACUGGAGGAGACCAGAAAUCGGUGGCAGAGAAUGGAGCAGCCCAUACUAGGCCCUGGAAGAGGUAGAGGUAGAGGGCAACCAGUAAGGGUAUAA
Molecule: messenger RNA, 1596 nt
Organism: Penicillium hordei
Lineage: Eukaryota; Fungi; Ascomycota; Eurotiomycetes; Eurotiales; Aspergillaceae
Product: ankyrin repeat domain-containing protein
Exons: 1
Coding region: 1-1596 (531 amino acids)
Biological process (GO): protein localization to ciliary inversin compartment
Cellular component (GO): ciliary inversin compartment
Molecular function (GO): protein binding
Source: RefSeq, a predicted model, not a curated record